CUGUAUAAAUACCCCGCGGCCUCGCCGAGCCGGCCAUCCUCUCUCCUCCUCCCAGUCGCUGUCACGCGCUUCGUGCUCGCCGCCUUCCACCUUCGUGCUACCCCCCGCCAUGGCUUCCUCCCUCGCCGGAUCCGCCCUCUCCUUCGCCACCCCCGUCAAGGCAGUCAAGACUAAUUCGAUAUCUUUCACCAGCGCAAGGAAGGGAAAUGCAUUUCUCCGCCUGCAGCCAGUGCCUAUGAGAUUUGCUGUUUGCUGUGCCGCAAAAAAGGAGACAGUGGAGAAGGUUUGUGACAUUGUUAAGAAGCAACUCGCUGUUCCUGAGGGCACUGAAGUUUCUGGUGCAUCCAAGUUCUCAGAUCUUGGUGCUGAUUCACUGGACACGGUUGAGAUUGUGAUGGGUCUCGAGGAGGAGUUCCACAUCAGCGUCGAAGAGUCAAGUGCGCAGUCAAUUGCAACGGUUGAAGAUGCCGCUGCACUCAUCGACAAGCUUGUUGAGCAGAAAUCUGCUGAAGCGAAAUCAUCUUGAUAUGCACAAAUCACAAUGUUGAAGCUCGUAAACUAGCUCUACUUCUACCUUGGGCCAGCCCUUGUUGUUUUAAGAUUGUAUCCUUAUCGCCUUUUUUUUUUAUGACUUGAUGGUUUGGUGUUCUCAAGAUUAUUGCCCUCUGUGCCGUAAUAAUACUAAUUAAAGUAUUUAGGCCCUCUUUCUUUUA
Messenger RNA from Oryza sativa Japonica Group (Japanese rice), 713 nucleotides. Its product is annotated as acyl carrier protein 3, chloroplastic. The record is from RefSeq and is a predicted model, not a curated record. Lineage: Eukaryota; Viridiplantae; Streptophyta; Magnoliopsida; Poales; Poaceae. Gene Ontology annotation, biological process: fatty acid biosynthetic process. Gene Ontology annotation, molecular function: acyl carrier activity; phosphopantetheine binding.